AUAUAAAACGCCAGACAGACGCAAAGCACACUAUUGAUUCUGAAAACAGAACAUACCAAACUUACAAAACUACCAGCAAAGCGCCGCAAUCGUCCUCACCCACACCACAUCUCUCCCCUCUCAACUCAAACAUCGGGCACACUCCCAAGAUGGUUUCCGUUCCCGUUGGUGUAUAUCCCCUAGCGGGCAUCAUGGUGGGCGCCGCGGUCGGCGUCGGCUUCUUCCUUGUGCAUAAAGCAAAGGACCCGAGUGUUGUCUGGGCUCGCAGGACAAACCCCCAUCCGUACUUGACUGUUGGCGAGAACGAGACUAGCAAGCUUUACGACCCAACCCUAUCCCGCAAGAAAUGGCGUCGCGGUUCGCAGACCUCGAGCGAGUUUGUCAAUGAGCAUUAAAUAACUAGGCUCACAAGUGCUUCCUACCGUGAAGAUGGGUUGAGGGGACAAACUCCUGGACAAUAUAUCAUGAUCUGCAUUUCGCCAGUUGUGUUGUGACGUUUGUUUUGAUUUGACGCUUUCUAGGCCAUUCCCGAGAAGCUUGAUGGGUUUCGAUUCCAUUGCGAUACCACAGCAAAAGUCGAGGUCAUAUACACAUACGUGCACCGUGCAGUAUACCACCUAUAAACUCAC
Fimicolochytrium jonesii is the source of this 629-nucleotide messenger RNA. RefSeq lists its product as uncharacterized. The record is from RefSeq and is a predicted model, not a curated record. Lineage: Eukaryota; Fungi; Chytridiomycota; Chytridiomycetes; Spizellomycetales; Powellomycetaceae. The transcript has 5 exons. Bases 150 to 395 code for a protein of 81 amino acids.